CAUUUUUCUUCUCUUAUCUCCGACCAAGUUAUUUGAAUCCUCUCGGCUCUCCUAAUGACGUAAUGUUAUUAAAUUCUCAGUGACUUUUAGAGAAUAGAGAUUAUUGUUUUACUUGCUGUGCGUAAAGGCUGUUUGUUUACAAUUCGAUAGAUUUGCACCGAAUCAAACAUGGCAUUGAAAGCUGUUGUCGGACAAAAGAUUAUGAAUGAGGUCAUUAAACAGAAGGGCGUAAAAAAGGGGGCUGACAAAGGAAUAGAAUGGCGUGUAAUGGUGGUUGACCAACUGGCAAUGAGAAUGAUAUCGGCCUGUUGUAAGAUGCAUGAAAUAUCCGCUGAAGGAAUCACUAUUGUUGAAGAUUUGCAAAAAAAACGAGAGCCUUUGGCUACUUUGGAAGCUGUUUACUUGAUUACUCCUAGUGAAAAGUCAGUCGCAGCCCUCAUUAGAGAUUUCUCCAGUCCAGGGAAGUCCAUGUAUAAAGCUGCUCAUGUUUACUUCACUGAGGUGUGUCAAGAAGAACUGUUUAAUGAACUGUGCAAAUCGAUUGCUGCCAAAAAAAUUAAAACUCUCAGAGAGAUUAACAUCGCUUUUCUACCUUAUGAGCGUCAGGUGUUUUCUUUAGAUUCUCGUGAAACGUUUCAAUGUUAUUAUAAUCCAUUACUAGUGAGUAGUCGUGUCCCUAAUAUGGAACGCAUAGCAGAGCAGAUUGCUACGGUUUGUGCUACAUUAGGAGAAUACCCAUCAGUUCGAUAUAGAAGUGACUUUGAACGUAACGCUGAAUUAGCACAGAUUGUUCAGCAAAAAUUAGAUGCUUACAAAGCAGAUGAACCAACUAUGGGUGAAGGUCCCGAGAAAGCUCGUUCACAGUUAAUUAUACUUGACAGAGGAUUUGAUUGUGUAUCUCCUGUUUUACAUGAGCUCACAUUCCAAGCGAUGUCUUAUGAUCUUCUGCCUAUAGAAAAUGAUGUUUAUAAAUAUGAAGCCACAGCAGGCGCAGCCCUUAAAGAAGUAUUGUUGGAUGAAAAUGAUGAGCUUUGGGUGGAGUUAAGACAUCAACAUAUUGCUGUUGUAUCUACGAAUGUGACAAAAAAUUUAAAGAAAUUCAUUGACUCUAAGCGUAUGUCAGCUGUUGGUGAGAGUAAAUCUUCUAUGCGAGAUCUGUCAACAAUGAUUAAGAAAAUGCCUCAAUACCAAAAAGAAUUAAGCAAGUAUUCCACUCAUUUGCAUUUGGCUGAAGAUUGCAUGAAAUGCUAUCAAGGUAAUGUGGACAGACUAUGUAAAGUUGAACAAGAUCUGGCUAUGGGUACAGAUGCUGAAGGCGAGAAGAUCAAAGAUCACAUGAGAUGCAUUGUGCCAAUACUAUUGGAUCAGAAUACAUCUAGCAAUGAUAAGAUGAGAAUUAUUAUAUUGUAUGUUUUGUCUAAAAAUGGAAUAUCUGAAGAGAAUCUUAACAAACUGGUACAACAUGCUCAACUAUCACCAGCUGAUAAACAAGCUAUUGUAAAUUUGAACUUGCUUGGUAUAAAUACUAUUGUGGAUGGUAACAGAAAGAAGCAGUACCAAAUACCACGUAAGGAGCGCAUUACUGAACAGACAUACCAGAUGUCUCGCUGGACACCCGUGAUCAAAGAUUUAAUGGAAGACUGUAUUGAAGACAAAUUGGAUGCUAAACAUUUUCCUUUUCUAGCUGGUAGAGCUGCUUCAUCUGGAUAUCAUGCACCAACUAGUGCGCGAUAUGGACACUGGCAUAAAGAUAAGGGACAGCAGUUAAUAAAAAACGUGCCCAGAGUAAUAGUGUUUGUGAUUGGAGGAGUAAGUUUUUCUGAAAUCAGGUGUGCAUAUGAAGUCACUAAUAACUUCAAAAACUGGGAGGUGAUAAUAGGUUCGUCACAUGUUCUAACUCCAGAAGACUUCCUCAACAACUUGUCUGCCUUAAGUCAAUAAAUCUGUCCAAUUCUUCCACGCAUCACACUGUUAUGUUUUUCCAAAGUAUUACUUAAUGUAGCCUUAUAAAUCGUGAUUUUUUUUUAUUUAGCAUAGAGUUAAAUACUAAUAAAAAAAAAUCUUUUACUUAUGGGUUUGUAAGAACUUGUCAGUAUUUUCAUUGCUUAAAAAUCAUUUCCUAAGUAUUUUUAAACUAGCUUUUUAACGCAAUUAAUUCAGUCUUAUUAUCACCACAACGUAUUAUAUCUGUUUUAUUAUAAGUUAUUAUUUGUUAUUUAUUUAAAUUAAUAAUUAAAAAUUUUAUUUGGUAAUAAGUUAGUCAUUUGAAUAACUUUCAUCAUUAUUGUUAUAAUUUUAUUUUACUUAUUAUAGUUUUAAAACAGUUUAUAAUAUACAUAUUAUGUAUGUUCUAGACAUAAUUAUUUCUUUUAACGGACAUUCCGCAUUUAUAUAAACAUUAACUUAUUUAUUGAAUUUUAUCACAUUUUUAACCAUUAUAUUAUUAAUAUAGAUGAUAGAAUAAUUAUUGUAAUUUGGAUUAUUAAAAACAUUAAUAGAUUUAUUUCAUAUUAAUUUGAUUUAAUUUUGUUUUUUCUAAUUUUACUUCCAGCUUUUACUAAAAAAGUUUUUAUUAUUGUCCAAACUAUUGUUGUUUUAUUAGUACCUACUUAUCGAGCUUUUAAAUGUUUAUACAUAAAUAGCCUCAAUAUUUUAAAGAAUUAUAGAUAUUUAUAAUGUAACUUUUUAUCAUUACAAUAUAUUAAUAUAUUAUUACAAUGGGUUCUCUUAUUUACGCCACUCAUUGAUGGAAUUCGCAUAAAUGUUUUAGUAAUAUUAACUUUCGGGAGCAAAAUAUUUUGUUCUUAUCAAUGUGUACUAUACUUAUUUUAUUGUGUUAUUUUGUUCAUUUAUCUAUCUAUAUAAUUAUAGAAUUUGUUUAUUAUUUAGGUACAAUUUUUUUUAAAAUAUAAUAUACAUUAUUUAUUUUCUUUUAAUAUUAAAUAAUAAUUAACAUUUUAAUUACAAAUAUGAAAUAUUAAAAUCUUUUGAAAAUACUUCAAUUUUAAAGAUUUCAGAACUUGUAUUAAGUAGAAAUGUAAUACUAUGUAGAAUGUACACAAUACAUAUAUUUCUCAAGUCAAUAUCUUAAUAUUUUACGAGUUAAUCUGUUUUUUAUUUUAUUUGAUUUAAUUGGCUUUUUCAAUCAGAUUAGAAACGAGACGAUAUUUUUAUUGCAAUUGUAUUAUAUUCAAUUGAAAUGUUUGGAAUAGUUGAUUUUGCUCCUAAUUUGUUUACUUUCAUUAAUUUAUAUAAAAUAAUAAUUUAAUUUCUUUAAUCAACUUUAAAAUAUAUCUAUUUAACAGAAUCU
Molecule: messenger RNA, 3310 nt
Organism: Metopolophium dirhodum (rose-grain aphid)
Lineage: Eukaryota; Metazoa; Arthropoda; Insecta; Hemiptera; Aphididae
Product: protein ROP-like
Exons: 10
Coding region: 169-1941 (590 amino acids)
Biological process (GO): intracellular protein transport; vesicle-mediated transport; neurotransmitter secretion
Cellular component (GO): secretory granule; plasma membrane
Molecular function (GO): syntaxin binding
Source: RefSeq, a predicted model, not a curated record